ACAACGGUCACAUAUUCGCCUUUGUACACCUAUCGCCAAUCAAACGGUCAAACGAAACGAAAAGUAGCAACGGAAAACCAACGUACGAUUCCGCCCAAAGGUGUGUGCCUUUUUUUGGGGGAGAAAAAGGGUAACGCGCCGAAAACAAUUCUAGUGCCGGGUCGUUCCGUUCCACCGCGCUGCGCGAUGGAAAGGCUCAAGGCAGAGAACGAGGAGCUGCGGCAGGAGCUGUACACGGUGAAGAAAAAGCUGCAGGUAGCGAACCAGAUCAGCACCGAUCUGUCCGACGAGCUGGAACAGCAGGUGGCCAGAUCGAACCGGCAGCUGGAACAAAUGCGCACCGAGCACGCGACCCAGCUGAAGGCGCUGGAGGCAAGAAUAGAGCAGCUGAGCAAAGAGCUCGAAGCGCAACGCUCCGAGCCGCCGCAGGAGUGCCCGCCCGCGGACGGGCCCGUCCCCGAGCACAUCGAGGAAACGCUCCGGAUGGUGCAGGAAAAGUCGCUGCGCGCCAAGCAGGACUGGGAGGAGGAGGAGCUGCAGUAUCAGUCGGAAAUCGUGCAGCUGCAGCAGAAGCUGACAACGGCCGACCGGAAGCUCACCGGCGCGCUGACCAACAUUGCCGAGCUGAGCGAGGAGAUCGAGCUGCUGCGGGAGCAGCUCGCGUCCAAGAAGGGCAACCUGGAGAUCAAAGCGCAGGAGGCGGAGGAGCUGCGCGACCUGCUCGAAGCGACCCAGCAGCAGAACGGCAUGCUGGCGGCGGAGCUGGCCGGUUUGCGCUCCAACUCGAACAGUGCACUUGAGAAGGGAAAUUCCUUGUUCCGGGAGGUGGCCGAUCAGCGCAAACAGCUCAUGCAGUGGUACACGCAGCUGAAGCAGCGCUUCUUUCAACUCAAGAGCGAGCACGAGGACUGCCCGCGAGAGAUCCGCACGCUCCGUAUGGCGCAGCGCGAGUCCCAGACGCAGUACGAGCGGUGCGUCAAGCUGGUCCGGUCGGCGGAGUACUACAACGCGCAGGCGCUCCACGGGCAGAUCAAGGAUCUGACCGAGCAGCUGGCCCGGGCGGACCAGCGGGUGCGCUACCUGGAACACGAGAUGGCCUCCAAUAGCGUUGACUGGGUAAACAUGCUCGUCGAGUACUAUAAAAAAGAAACGGAUAAACUAAGAAGCUCGCUCAACUCCUACCAGCACAAGCACCGCGAAGCGAUGGACAUGCAGGAGGAUGCGGUAAAGGAGGCAUGGAAGUGGCGGCUGGAAGCACAGCGGAUGAGGCUGAAAAUGCUGCAGAUCGCGGUGCCGCCGGCCCCGGCAGACCUUACCGAAGGCGCCUGUUCGCCGACCUCCGACACAACGCUAGUGCCGCAGAGGGAGGGGCCGGACAGGGACGGGCAGAGAGAAAGCAGCCCCAAGGAUACGGUGGCACCGGAAACGGUCUCGGAAACGGCGGAAAAUAAAUCCCCCGAUGUCACCGUCAUCUGCAACGCAAAGGCUGACGAAAGUGGCGCCAAGACGAUCACCACCACCACCACCAAGCCGUGCAUGAGUGGUCCGCCCACGAAGGAGGAGGUUGCCGGCGCGAUGCCGCUGCAGGAAAGGAACGCAAACCAGCUGGUGAUGAAGAUUGUGCCCUUCAAGUGCUACAAAAUUAGCGACCUUAUCGCGAAGCAGCAGGAAGAGACGGACAACGCUUCGCCACCGGAAGCAAAGCACGCAGCGGGAGAGGGAGAUGAUGCGGGCAAGUAAGCUAGUGCGGGCCGCAAAUGCCUUCGGUGCUGCGCUGUGCUGCAGAAACAAGGCAGUAGGUUUUGUUGUUGCCAUUGUUCGUACCACAUUGCAUCUGUUAAUUCUCAUGUCAUUUUAAUGUUUAGAAAUAAAUUUUAAAGAAGGCGCUCUUCGAGUCAAAUCGGGUCAAAUGCCUAA
Molecule: messenger RNA, 1917 nt
Organism: Anopheles merus
Lineage: Eukaryota; Metazoa; Arthropoda; Insecta; Diptera; Culicidae
Gene: Spindly
Product: myosin-4
Exons: 3
Coding region: 187-1740 (517 amino acids)
Source: RefSeq, a predicted model, not a curated record